Lolium perenne is the source of this 2071-nucleotide messenger RNA. The record is from RefSeq and is a predicted model, not a curated record. Lineage: Eukaryota; Viridiplantae; Streptophyta; Magnoliopsida; Poales; Poaceae.
CUCACCUACGUCCCCUCCCCGUGCGUGCCUAUUUCUGAAAUUUCUGAACGUCAACUCCUUGUAGUCCUCUACCAUUGGAUUUGUGUAAUCUAAUUUAUUAGCCAGUUCAUAUACCGAUAUGUGGUCACAAGAUAAUUUUUUUCUGCUUCCAUGUAUUGCUUGUUGUGCUGUGCGAGAUCUAUAUUCUUGCUUUGUGUUUACCAGGUUUUUCAAAAAAAAUAAAAAUUCGAGAACGUUUAUCAAUCACAUAGAAGAAAGGCCAAGACGGCCGGUACAAAGCCAAGAAGGCUACAACUCCACUCCACGAUACAACGCCAAGCGGCAAACAACACACCCUCAACACACCCGAUGAUAAACGACUCUUCUUGCCCAACAUUCUGCCACGAAUGGCGAGAAGAGGAGCACAAGGCUUCAGGACCGCGUCACGAACCAAGCAAACACCGACUCGACCUCGACUCCAAGGUAACCCAGACCAACGUACCUCCCCUCAUGCGCCUAGAGGAGUCGGCGAGAAGAAGGCAGGGUCUUGACGGACUUGGGGAAGACAUCGAACGAAGCACCUGCCAUGUCGUACAUUGCGCCCCGGAAGCGCAAGCCUUGGGCCGCGGCCACCACCUGCAGCACAUCACCAACCCCAAACUCCAAAAGCCGCAUCGGUCCCUCCUCGAUGGCCUGGACGACGUCUUCAAGAAGAUAACGACACCUUGGCGCCGCCACCGCCUGGUUCGGUGAACCGGACCUAGGGUUUCCCCUGGCAUCAGAGGUAAAGGAAGGCACGGUGAAGGCUACGACCACGCAUUCAGCAAGGUAACGGCGCCCGCAGGCGUCGCCGUGAUCAGCAUCGGCCACCGCCGAGAAGGACUUUCGCCCGGCCAUACACCGCAACCCCGAUGCAGUUGGAGCAGAUAGGGGAUGAGGAUGAAAGUCGCCGGCUUUAGCCACCACCACCCAGAGAAGAGGAACAUCGACGGUGGCGAGGGUUGUGCCCACCACCGGCAACAGCCGCCGGCCAGAUCGGGGACCCAAUCCCGCAUCCGACGCCGGGGCCUCGGCCAACUAGCCUGCACCGCGACACCACCAUGGCGCCCGGCAGCAGCAGCUAGCGCCGCCACGCCGCUGCAGCAACCGCCUCAGCCCCGCCCUGGCCAUGGCCAUGGCCACCAACGGACCCGAGGCUGCCGGCGCCGCUGCAGGGCCAUCCCACCGGAGGGGGUUGAUCCCCUCGUCACCACCGAGGCUCCGAACUCGCCGGGGAGGGCCGCGCCACCACGCCGCCGCCGAAUCCCCACCGAAGAACGCCGUCGCAGCCGCGAGGAAGGGGAGCCGCCGCCCGGGGGAGAGGCCCCCGCCGCCACCGUCACCACCAAGGCUUUGCCCGGCGGGUCCUCCGGCGGCGGCGAGGGGGAGGGUGGAGGGAGGGGGCGCGCCUGGGGGCGGCGGCGCGGAAGCCUAACCCUAGGGAGCGCGGGGUGGAGGCAGGAAAGAGCAUCAGGCUCAAACGACAUUGACGAUGAGCAUGUCGAGGUAAAGAUUAUGUUGGCCAAUGUAUCAGGUUUGAAGCACCGCCGCUGAGACACGCGACUUCUCAUGCCGCCGGAAUCAAUACCGGUGUGAUUCCCAUAGUGCCCCGGUACCCUUCACUAACAGGUUCUUACCAGGAGGCAUGAAUGAUUACCGAUGGUGUCAUGAGGUCGCCGUCGAUGAGCCUCUGAUAUUUCCUGUUAAUGUUGUUCUCAAACAUAUCGAUCUACAAGCCAGGCGUGCUUGCUUCAAUGAUCUUGUAGGUGUGUCCCUUGUGCAUGUGUCAUCGCCAUGAGAGGUGAAUGGCGGGCAUUGUGCCAGAUAGUACAAACCCUCUGGCAACAGAUUCUUAUUGUAUACAGAAGCAAAUUUUGAUUUAGUGGAAGCAAAUUGCAUCCUAAAUAGGAAGUAUUGAUAAUAGAAAAUACUUUUUUUCCUUCGGAGGCAAAUUAUAAGAUCUUUUGUAAGCAAUGUUGAUUGAAAUAAAUUUUGUUACAUUGGAAGCAACACUAUUAUCGUUGUCAGCAAAUUAUACUCUUUGUUGGUUGCA